Molecule: messenger RNA, 1527 nt
Organism: Diplodia corticola
Lineage: Eukaryota; Fungi; Ascomycota; Dothideomycetes; Botryosphaeriales; Botryosphaeriaceae
Product: amino acid transporter
Exons: 3
Coding region: 1-1527 (508 amino acids)
Biological process (GO): amino acid transmembrane transport
Cellular component (GO): vacuolar membrane
Molecular function (GO): amino acid transmembrane transporter activity
Source: RefSeq, a predicted model, not a curated record
AUGGGUGUCCAGGACCAUUCCCCCGCCAAUGCCCGCCCUAAUGAGCAAGAUCUGGCCAUUAGUGCCGCUGCCCCGGUCGUGCGAGACGAAAGCAAGCCCACCGAGGCGGCCGUUGCUCUCGAGACCCGCUCCAGCACCUCGGACAGCCAGGACAUGGGCGAUGCCGAGAAGCUGCAAGAUCGGCAAAAGGGCAUUGACAAUCUGGAGAAGGGUGUCCCGCCGCCCUACACGACUUCUGACACUGCCGCUGGCGAGGUGAAUCCCUUUGGCCAUGAGGAUGAGCAUGCCGAGAUCAAGUACCAGACCAUGGAGUGGUGGCAUGCGGGCUUGCUCAUGGUCGCUGAGAACAUCUCCUUGGGCGUCCUCUCGCUGCCUCAGGCCGUUGCCACUUUGGGCCUGUUCCCUGGCAUCUUCAUGAUUGUCAUGUUUGGUCUUAUAUCCAGCUACAGCGCCUUCGUCAUCGGCCAAUUCUACCUGAAAUACCCGGGCUGCCACACCUUCGCCGAUGCCGCCUUCAUGAUCGCCGGCCCCAUUGCCCGCGAGAUCAUGGGUGUUGCCCAAGUGCUCAUCCUCAUCUUCAUCCAGGCCGCACAUCUUCUCACCUUCACCGUCGCGCUCAACGUCCUGUCGAACCACGGCACGUGCACCAUCGCCUUCGGCAUCGUCGGCUUCGGCAUCUGCUUCAUCCUCUCGCUCAAGCGCCAGCUCGAGAAGGUGUCGUACCUCUCGGUGCUCUCGUGCAUCUCCAUCUUGAUCUGCGUGACGCUGGCCAUGAUCGGCAUCGGCAUCACUAAGCCCGAGGUCGGCGCCGUCGUGGCCAUCAACCGGGCGACGGACGUCAAGUCCGGCAUCCUCGCCUUCCUCAACAUCAUCCUCGCGUACGCGGGCCACGUCGCCUUCUUCACCUUCUGCAGCGAGCUCAAGAACCCGCGCGACUUCCCCAAGUCGGUGGCCUUCAUGCACAUCACGGCCACGUCCUUCUACGUCGUCGUCGGCAUCGUCAUCUACUACUACGCCGGCGUGGACGUCAAGUCGCCCGCCCUCGGCUCCGCGUCGCCCGUCGUCGCAAAGGUCGCGUACGGCCUCGCGCUGCCGACCAUCAUCAUCGCGGGCGUCGUGUGCGGGCACGUCGCGUGCAAGUACGUGUGGGUGCGCUGCUGGCGCAAGCAGCCGCACCGCCUGCACCACAAGCGCGGGUGGCCGCUCGUCACGUGGAUCGCCAUCGUCGGCGUCUCGUGGUUCGUCGCGUGGAUCAUCGCCGAGGCCAUCCCGUCCUUCUCGCUGCUGCUCGGCCUGAUCUCGGCCCUCUUCUGCUCGUGGUUCAGCUUCGGCUUCAGCGGCGGCCUGUGGCUGUGGAUGAACAGGGGCCGCUACACGGAGAACUGGAAGAAGUGCGUCCUCACCGUGGUCAAUGUGUACAUGCUGUGCCAGGGCGCCGUGAUUUGCGGCUUGGGGCUGUGGGCGAGCGGUUCGGCCUUGUCCGAGGGGCAGGGCGGUGCGGCGUUCAGCUGUGCGGAUAACUCGUAG